GAACGGUGGAGUAUAUAACGAGAAUUGAGCUCAGUAUAUUGGGCAUUAUCAGAGGCAUUCAAUGUAAUGAUCCUCGUCUGCUCUGAUUAUAUCACUUUUUUUUUUCACUCGUCAUUUCCUCCCGGAUUUUUAAACGGAUUUUCGGUCCACGCGACGGCCAAAUCUCUUUCAUUCGGGAAUUUAUUUUGCAGGGAGCGUUACGACACAGGGUCGUGAUGAUAAGACUUGUUGCAACUAGCUCAGAAUUCAUAUGUGAAUAAUUUCGUGUGAUAGUGCGACGCAGUUAUCGUGUGAUUAGAGAAAUAUGUGAAGUUACUCGAACCCUGUGAUGCUGUCUUUGUCUGAGAUGGUUUUUGCAUUCGAUGCACAGCUGUAUGAGAAGUUGGACAAGAUUAAGAAUUUCCUGUUGAGUCGUUCAUCACGAGCCUAAAAUGCCUUAAAUCAUUUCAAAAACUUCAUUCAACAAACGUAAAUUUGUGAAUUAAUCCCCAGCCCCGAUUCGUCAAUGCCCCAGUGUCAAGAGUAAUAUCCCACACAUUGCAGAGGCUAAGCAAUUAAAAUUUGCAGCAUUAAUUAGACAAUUGAGUGUAGAAUUGAUUUGCUAUGACUAGGUAAACGAUCCGGAGAAUAAUGACAGAGGCUCGACGAUCAUGGAGCAGGAUAAGUCCAGUUGGUUCGAUCGUGAGUGUGGUGAGGAAAAAACAUAUAAGGAAAGGCGACUGGUGAUUGUAGUUGUGUUGUUGACGGUGGCUGUGAUUGCUCUUGUGGCAACGCUUUGUCUGCAGAUGACGUUUUUUAACUCCAGAGGAGAGGAGAGAGAAAUGUGCCAAACUGAUGAGUGUAUAAAAACAGCUGCGAGAAUGAUUGAAGGCAUGAACAGGACAGUAGCUCCUUGUGAGGAUUUUUACAAAUUCGCCUGCUCCGGCUGGAUCGCUAGGCAUCCAAUACCGCAGAGCCAAUCCUCCUGGGAUCAAUUGAGUCUCUUGAAAGAAGAGUUGUUACAAAAUCUUAGAACUUUGCUUGAAGAACCCGAUCGCGAUGAUGAUUUACGCCCUGUUAAGCUGGCGAGGGCUCUCUACAGAACGUGUAUGGAUACUGAAAGUGUUGAAAAAAUGGGACUGAAGCCAAUAUUCGAGAUUCUCUCUCUAGUAGGUCUACCUCGCGACCCUCAAUCGUUAAAUGCUCUGGAAAAUGAUACUGAGAUUGACCUAGAUGUAGCAAGAAUAGCGGGAGUGGCCCAGAGACACUUGGGCCUCAAUCUUUUCGUGAAUUUUUACAUUAGCGAAGACCUUCGUGACACAACUAAAAAUCGGAUGAUGAUGGACCAGGUUUCCCCAGGAUUUAGUGAACGAUAUCUCACUAAUCCUGAUCGAUUUAAAUCAGAACUUAUGGAGUACAAGCGUUACAUCAAAGAGAUGGUGGAAUUAGCAGGCAUGACUCCUGAAAAUAGUACACUAUUCGCCGAUGAGAUACUCGAUUUUAGUACGAAAAUAGCAAAGAUAAUGGCAACAACGGAGGAGAGAAGAAGCUCCAAUCAUUUUCUGCAUGACGUGACUGUCAGUGACCUUCAAGCAUUGACUGAUGCACUUACAUUGAGAUGGAACUGGACGGAGUAUCUCGAGGCCGUCUUUGACAAUACAGACGUUGUUUUGGAUACUGGUGUGGAUGGGAUUAUCGUCAUGGAUUUGGACUAUUUCCAGAAGCUACCCCGGCUUUUGAGCAAUACGUCCUCUGCCACUGUCGCUCGAUUCGUCUGGUGGAGCGUGUACUCGACAGUCGCCCCCCUGACACUUCAAAAAUUCCGAGAUUUGGGAUUUCAGUUUUCUCAAAAGGUCUUUGGACUCAAGGCGAAGACGCCGAGGUGGAAGGGUUGUACUGGUAACGCUAAUUCGAACUUUGGAAUGGCCCUAACGAAUCUUUAUGUGCAGAGAUAUUUCAAUGAGGAGUCAAGGGAAAAGGCCCUGGAGAUGUUCCUCGACAUCAGAGCAGCAUUCGAUGAGAUGGUAUCGGAAUUGAAAUGGAUGGACGCAGGAACGCGAGCCAAAGCCCAUAGGAAAUUGUACGCAAUGCGACCAUUCGUAGGUUUCCCCCAAUGGAUAAAUGACCCCGAGAAAUUGAACAAAUUCUACGAGGGAGCUGAAGUAAUCCCUGGCCAGCUCUUCGAAACCUUCUUAAGGCUGACUGACGUGGGAGCGAAAAAGACAUUGAACAGUUUGCGGGAAAAACCAGACAAGGACAGAUGGAUCACCACAGGAACCACAGUUAAUGCCUUUUACAGUGCAAUUUUAAAUUCCGUCACCUUUCCAGCGGGCAUCCUACACCCUCCAUUCUACGGUAAUGGUCUCGAAUCGAUAAAUUACGGAGCCAUGGGCGCGAUAAUGGGACAUGAACUCACUCAUGGAUUUGAUGAUCAAGGGCGUAGAUACGAUGAGAACGGUAAUCUUCGUCAAUGGUGGAGCAAUGAGACAUUGCGGCAUUACUAUGAGAAAGUUGAGUGUAUCAUCAACCAAUACAGUAGCUAUCAUUUACCGGAACUGAGUAACAAUUUCACAAUUAAUGGAAUCAAUACCCAGAGCGAGAAUAUUGCGGAUAAUGGGGGGAUACGAGAGGCCUACAGGGCUUAUCAGAGGUUGAAGUCGAGGGGUUUGAAGAAACAGGCAUUGCCUGGGUUAUCUGACUACUCUCAGGAUCAGCUCUUUUUUCUGGGAUUCGCUCAAGUCUGGUGUGGCAAUUAUACGAAUGGGGCUUUAAAGUCUAAGAUCAUUGAGGGAGUACAUUCACCUAAUCAUUUCAGGGUCAUUGGGACAUUAUCUAAUAAUGAACAGUUCGCGAAGGCUUGGAAUUGCCCGGUUGGGAGUCCUAUGAAUCCACCACAUAAAUGUAUACUUUGGUAAAUAAAGACAUCUCAUAAAUGAGAGAAAA
Diachasmimorpha longicaudata is the source of this 2922-nucleotide messenger RNA. RefSeq names its product neprilysin-4-like. Gene Ontology annotation, molecular function: metalloendopeptidase activity. The record is from RefSeq and is a predicted model, not a curated record. Lineage: Eukaryota; Metazoa; Arthropoda; Insecta; Hymenoptera; Braconidae. The transcript is spliced from 14 exons. Bases 651 to 2894 code for a protein of 747 amino acids. Gene Ontology annotation, biological process: protein processing. Gene Ontology annotation, cellular component: plasma membrane.